AUGAAAUGUGGUGUCAUCAUGUUAAUGGCACAAUUAGAUCAAGCGUCUCCAUUCGCAGUCCAUAAAGGAAGAAAAAUAAAAAUGCAUGAACAUCAUUACUGUGGGUAUCCAACCUCCAAAACACCACGAAGAAAGAUACAGACAGACCGGCGUGAUAAUACAAUGGUUCCAUUCAAAUGCUGGGUAUUGGCCGCACUCAGUGCAGCUCAGGGGUGGACUAUCGACUAA
Messenger RNA from Lindgomyces ingoldianus, 228 nucleotides. RefSeq lists its product as uncharacterized. The transcript is spliced from 2 exons. NCBI's taxonomy places the organism in Eukaryota, Fungi, Ascomycota, Dothideomycetes, Pleosporales, Lindgomycetaceae. The coding region runs from base 1 to 228 and encodes 75 amino acids. The record is from RefSeq and is a predicted model, not a curated record.